AUGCGUUAUUUCUACAAAACAUUACAGUCGGAUGAUGUUAUUUCACCAAUAAGUAAAACGUCUGAGAAUAAAACUCACAGCGGUGUCGUCUUUUACCUUGGAGAUAUUCUAGAAGCUACAAUGGACUAUCCUAAUAUCGAAAGUGGCGAAAGAAUGUGUCUGACAAUUGAAAAAGUUCCGGGAUCUCAGUUACAUCUAGCCGAAUCAUCUGCAGUGAAAAGUUGCUUAACUCAUGCUAACCUACUUGUAUGUAAAUCCGAAGUGGACAGUAGUAGCGUGACAAAUUACGAUGAUGAUUCGUACCCACAUAUGUGUAAUUUUGCGGACGAUAAAUGGUUUGGUCCAUUGCCAAAAUGGAUUCUUGAUUUGAAGCAAAAAGCUGAAUUCAGACAAGAUCAUAUAUGCCUAACAAAACUUUUAUUCUGUAUUACAGCAGUGUGUUCUGGGCUAAUCGUCGUCCUUUUCCUUACAAGUACAAUAAUUUUGGCUGUUCGGUACAAAUGCCUAGUUCUAAAAAUGAAAAGAAAACAGACUGGAACGGAUGGAACUCACGUCUGGGCACAAAAUUCAGAAAUAUCACAAUGUCUUUUAGGUGAAACAGAUGGAAGAUUAGAUAUUCUAGCUGAUUCAGCGUUUCGUCGUGAUCCUAGUGGUUUCACAAGAGGAAGUUAUAAAGAAGCACUAGUUAAUAGCGGGUAUCAAAGAAUUUCAAAUGGACGAAAUAAAGGCCUCCAUACAUCGGAUAAACCUCGAUCUGGAACAAUAACAUGUUAG
This is a messenger RNA of Schistosoma intercalatum, 774 nucleotides long. Lineage: Eukaryota; Metazoa; Platyhelminthes; Trematoda; Strigeidida; Schistosomatidae. The record is from the annotation of a GenBank genome assembly.